GUGUCCGUGGCAGCAUGGGAACCUCCGCGUCCAAAAGGAGGAAUCUGAGACACGACGCGAGGUCAUCGGUGGCGGCAAAAGUUAGAGCAGCACGAGCAUUCGGAGAGUACCUGUCCCACACACACCCUGACAACCGAAACGGAUCAGCUCAUCUGCUGUGCGAGACCUUGGCGGGCGCUGAUCCAGAGUCGCCAACCGGGCCCGGCAGCAACAACAACCACAUUGAGCUGGACUUGGCUAAGGACGCAGAGGCCCCUUCCGAUCCGCACCGGCCGCCCUCCGUCUCCAACAAGCCGGUGCGUCUCUGUCUGGAGCGGAGCUUUUCGGCGGAGGAGGACGUGCAGAAGGCAGUGGAGUGCGCCCUGCAGCCGGCCCGUGUCUACACCAUCACCACCCGACACGGCAUGCUGAUGAGCGGCGGGCGGGGCAGCAAGGAGAGCCUAGAACUGGACGUCCUCAAGGAGAGGACAGGGAGCGGGGGAAUCAAGGGGGGCCAUGCUACCUCGAUCCAGCCCUCCACCUCCCCGUCCUCCUCCUCCUCGUCGCCCACCCAGCUUGCCGCAGGCAGGCGCGGGGGCCACCACCACCACGGCGGCAACCAUCACCACCACCACCCCGGCCCGAGCGGCGCAGGGGCCUGCGGGGCAAGCGGGAGCAGCAACCAGCACUCCCACCACACGGUCUCUCACCACCACCACCACCUGGCCCAGCCCCCGCUGCAGACCUCCGUCAGCGCCCACAACAUCCGCAGCUGGGGGGACAACAGCCCGAAAGGGGAGGCGGAGUGCAGCGGGUUGGCCUGCGACUCCUGCAGCGCCGUCCCCUCGCGGAGCCAAGGGUCUCUGGACCUGGAGAGCGCCGCCCGAGAGCCAGGCAAGCAGCACCGACGCCUAGAGAGGAUGUGGAGUGUGGACCGGGUGACUGGGCUGGAGAGAGACGACGCCAACUGGUUCCCCAAGGAAAACAUGUUCAGCUUCCAGACGGCGACGACCACCAUGCAGGCGUGAGUGAACUUCCGGAAGCACCUUCGGAUGGUGGGCAGCAGGAGGAUUAAAGCGCAGACGUUUGCUGAGCGUAGAUCGAAGAGUUUCAGCCGCUCCUGGAGUGACCCUACCCCUGUCAAGACUGACUCUCCUCAUGAGCCCAGAGACAGUGGCGACCUGCAGGCGUCCUGCGGCACGCUGGACGAAGGCGGCGUGGACGACUCGGCCGACUGGGAGGAGGAGCGAGAGAUGGAGAGGCUGGCCUGCGAGGGAGACGACUUUGUCCCCCCCAAAAUCAUGCUGAUCUCCUCCAAGGUGCCCAAGGCCGAGUACGUGCCCACCAUCAUCCGCAGGGACGACCCCUCCAUCAUCCCCAUCCUCUACGACCACGAACAUGCCACCUUUGACGACAUCCUGGAGGAAAUUGAGAAGAAGCUGACGGCUUACAGGAGAGGAAGCAAGUUCUGGAGGAUGCUCAUCUUCUGUCAGGGAGGCCCGGGUCAUCUCUACCUCCUGAAGAACAAAGUAGCGACGUUUGCUAAAGUGGAAAAGGAAGAAGACAUGAGCCAAUUCUGGAGACGACUGAGCCGACUGAUGAGCAAAGUGAACCCAGAACCAAACAUGAUCCACAUCAUGGGAUGCUACGUGCUGGGGAACCCCAAUGGAGAGAAGCUGUUCCUCAAAUUGAAGAAUCUGAUGAGGCCUUAUUCCGUCGAAUUUCAGUCGCCGCUGGAGCUUUCUGCACAGGGCAAAGAGAUGAUCGAGAUGUACUUCGACUUCCGCCUCUACCGCCUUUGGAAGACACGCCAACACUCCAAGCUCUUGGACUACGAGGACUUGUUGUGACCGGCGAGGAUGGAGUUGCUCAUGGACGUAACAGUGCCCCCUAGUGACGAUGGAGAUGCUCAUGGACACAACAGUGCCCCCUAGUGACGACGGAGAUGUUAAUGGAGACAACAGUGCCCCCUAGUGACGACGGAGAUGUUAAUGGACACAACAGUGCCCCCUAGUGACGACGGAGAUGUUAAUGGAGACAACAGUGCCCCCUAGUGACGAUGGAGAUGUUAAUGGAGACAACAGUGCCCCCUAGUGACGACGGAGAUGUUAAUGGACGCAACAGUGCCCCCUAGUGACGACGGAGAUGUCAAUGGACGCAACAGUGCCCCCUAGUGACGACGGAGAUGUCAAUGGACGCAACAGUGCCCCCUAGUGACGACGGAGAUGUCAAUGGACGCAACAGUGCCCCCUAGUGACGACGGGGAUGUUAAUGUACGCAACAGUGCCCCCUAGUGACGACGGGGAUGUUAAUGGACGCAACAGUGCCCCCUAGUGACGACGGAGAUGUUAAUGGACGCAACAGUGCCCCCUAGUGACGACGGAGAUGUUAAUGGAGGCAACAGUGCCCCCUAGUGACGACGGAGAUGUUAAUGGAGGCAACAGUGCCCCCUAGUGACGACGGAGAUGUUAAUGGACGCAACAGUGCCCCCUAGUGACGACGGAGAUGUUAAUGGACGCAACAGUGCCCCCUAGUGACGACGGAGAUGUUAAUGGACGCAACAGUGCCCCCUAGUGACGACGGAGAUGUUAAUGGACGCAACAGUGCCCCCUAGUGACAACGGAGAUGUUAAUGGGGACAACAGUGCCCCCUAGUGACGACGGAGAUGUUAAUGGACGCAACAGUGCCCCCUAGUGACGACGGAGAUGUUAAUGGACGCAACAGUGCCCCCUAGUGACGACGGAGAUGUUAAUGGACGCAACAGUGCCCCCUAGUGACAACGGAGAUGUUAAUGGGGACAACAGUGCCCCCUAGUGACGACGGAGAUGUUAAUGGACGCAACAGUGCCCCCUAGUGACGACGGAGAUGUUAAUGGAGACAACAGUGCCCCCUAGUGACGACGGAGAUGUUAAUGGACGAAACAGUGCCCCCUAGUGACGACGGAGAUGUUAAUGGGGACAACAGUGCCCCCUAGUGACGAUGGAGAUGUUAAUGGACACAACAGUGCCCCCUAGUGACGAUGGAGAUGUUAAUGGAGACAACAGUGCCCCCUAGUGACGAUGGAGAUGUUAAUGGACACAACAGUGCCCCCUAGUGCCACGUGGAAGCCAUGCAGUGACUAUCUACUUUCCAAUUUCCACCCUAAAGAGGUUCCUGCUGGUAAAAGAGUAAAAAGAGAAACAAGGUCA
This is a messenger RNA of Entelurus aequoreus (snake pipefish), 3167 nucleotides long. RefSeq names its product NMDA receptor synaptonuclear signaling and neuronal migration factor a (gene nsmfa). Gene Ontology annotation, cellular component: cytoplasm; nucleus. The transcript is spliced from 14 exons. Gene Ontology annotation, biological process: regulation of neuronal synaptic plasticity; positive regulation of neuron migration. The record is from RefSeq and is a predicted model, not a curated record. Lineage: Eukaryota; Metazoa; Chordata; Actinopteri; Syngnathiformes; Syngnathidae.